CUAGGCUCUUCCUUAAAACCCGAUAUGUCGACCUUUAAUUUUCAAAAUACCAAUUACUUCAAAUAAUAAACCAAAUCCCAGAAUCUGCAGAUUGAAAUUCAAGAAAUUUCUCAGAAUAAAAUAGCCAGCGAAGGAUUCAUUCAUCAAAACCCAUUGUAUAAUCUUUUAUCGAAGAGGUUUUGUUUCUAUCUGUAAUUUGCUCAGAUGGCUUCGCGUACUGUUGGUUUGAUUCAAGAUCAGAAUGUAAAUGUUCACUACAAUGGUGCUUCUCUUUUGAGGAAGGCAAAUAUUGCUACUGCACCGAGGAAAGGUGGUAUUGGUGGCAGGAAACCGCUUGGUGAUUUGUCAAAUUCGGUUAACCCGACCCUGAACCAGACAUCGAAAAAGGAGAAUUCUAAAAUUCUUUCAUUCACUGAGAAAGAGACCAGUGUCUCAAAACUUGCACAUGAUUCAAGCAAGAAGAAGAGUGUCUCUAAAGCUUCAGAGAAAGUGCAAGUUGGUGGUCGGAAAGCUCUCUCUGACAUUUCAAACUCGGGUAAACCACGCUUGAAGGAGACAUCAAAGAAGAAUCAAACUUCAAAGUUAACCAUUUUGGCAGAGAAUCCAAGUGAACCCGAAGAUAUUGCGAAGGAAGGAUUUCUGCACAAUCACGAUGAAUGUAUCAAAGCUCAGAAAAAAGCUAUAAGCGCGAAUGAAUUUUUGCGGAUACUCCGAUUAGAAGAUUUCUCCAAACCUGCAUCUGCAAAGGGAAUUCGUAUGCCAAAUGAAAUGCCCAUGAGUCCUUCAAGGUACUUGGAAGCUAAAGAGAUGAGUGAGCUACUGAUGGAAGAUUGGUCACCUCCGAAGUGUAAGUUGUCAAAGAAACUCAACUCAGCUCCACCUAGUCCGGAGCCUCUGGAUCAUAUGCGGUGGGAUGAUCCUGAAUUGGUUCCCGGUUUUGUGUUGAUUGGAUCACCAUGAUGCUGAAACCAUUGAAUUCAAUUUCUUACCUGGUAGCAUAUUAGAAGUUGUUUCGCUAGCAACUUAUGUUGCAUUCGGCUGUCAUUUCCGUAAAGACGGUUGAAUAUUUUGGUAUCCAUUUGACUUCUGUUGGAUAGAUCUGUGAUCAUCUUUGUAUGAUUAGAGAUUACAGCAGGUGGCAAUUCCAUUAUAACAUAACUGCUUAAAAUCUCAA
Molecule: messenger RNA, 1174 nt
Organism: Gossypium raimondii (Peruvian cotton)
Lineage: Eukaryota; Viridiplantae; Streptophyta; Magnoliopsida; Malvales; Malvaceae
Product: protein PATRONUS 2
Exons: 5
Coding region: 205-960 (251 amino acids)
Biological process (GO): regulation of mitotic cell cycle
Source: RefSeq, a predicted model, not a curated record